UUGUGUUGCAGGAUCACUGAAGUUAGCAGCUUGGGAUUCCUGACAGUAUGGAUCUAGGAAGGGUAACAUUCUGGCAAGAAUACCUGAUGCCUAAAGGUACAAUAGUGAAGCCUUAUUACUGGCUAACAAUGGGCCAAAGCUGUACAAAAUGCCCCUAUCACAUACGAACCAAUGAAGAAGCAAGAGUAUCUUACAAAGAAUUUCACAAUGCCUUUGGAUUCCCAAUGUGUGAUCCAAACAACCACCUUAUCUUUUAUGAACUGAGGCACGUCUCAGGCAGAUUAAUUCAAAAGGGCCAGGCUACAAACUGCACAGAGUAUGACAUUCAUCCAGAAUCAAUGCUAUUUGAAAUGGGCAGUUACCUCGACUCCAUGCUAUACAACUACAAGAACAUCAUGUACAUCGUCCUUUAUUCAAACUACUCCCCUUGUAAUGAGGCCAAGCAUGGCUGCAUAAGCAAAAUUUACAAUUUCUUGACCAACUAUCCAGGCAUCACACUCUGUUUUUACUUCUCGCAGCUGUACCAACAAAACGCAUGCCGACUUAACAGUAUCACUGGGAUGAUGUUUCCUUUUAUGACUACUUUGCCUCAGCAGAUCCCUGGGAACUCAACAGCUAGGUCUCCUCCACAACAAUACCGUUUUUCUGGCUCACACUCCCAGCUUCCACCACACAUGCCCAAUGGCAGACUGCCCCCGCUGUUGACGCAGCCACCCCAUUCACCGCCUCCCAUUAAUAUUUCUCGUCCUUUCAUAAAACGCCCCUUCUACCCCAAAUUGACCAUAAGGCACUUAAAAAUGCCAGAUGAGAUAUUAAAGGAAGCCAAAGAUUUAUAAGUCAUUCCAAACAGGAAAUCUGUUUGCACGGAAAGAAUUUCUGAAAG
This is a messenger RNA of Heteronotia binoei (common prickly gecko), 883 nucleotides long. It is a transcript of the gene APOBEC4, whose product is annotated as apolipoprotein B mRNA editing enzyme catalytic polypeptide like 4. Lineage: Eukaryota; Metazoa; Chordata; Lepidosauria; Squamata; Gekkonidae. The record is from RefSeq and is a predicted model, not a curated record.